UUUUCCAAACUCCAAAACAAACAAAGAUGCUGAAUGAACUUAGAAAUUCUAACCUGACCCUCGUCGUUUUGAUUUGCUUUGUGCUUAUAGCUUCAAGGCUGCGUUCCGUCAGUUCUUCUGUGUACAACCCACACAACACCCUAAAGAAGCAGUUUGGGAAGUGGCUUCAAUACCACGGAAAAUCAUAUGGAGGAAAGGAUGAGUGGAUGUUCAGGUUUGGGAUAUUCCAGUCUAAUCUCCAGUUCAUUGACUACAUCAACUCCCUCCACUUGCCCUUUAAGUUAGCGGAGAACAGAUUUGCGGACAUGACCAACUCCGAGUUUAAGGCCCAUUUCCUCGGGUUAAACACGUCUUCCUCGAGGUUACACAGCAACCAUAGUUGUGACCCAUCAGCAUCAGGCAAUGUUCCGGACGCUGUGGACUGGAGGAAAGAAGGUGCUGUGACUCCCAUUAGAGAUCAAGGAAGAUGCGGAGGUUGCUGGGCUUUCGCUACGGUUGCAGCUAUUGAAGGCAUCACCAAGAUAAAAACAGGGAAUUUAAUACCUCUCUCAGAACAACAACUCAUAGAUUGCGACACCGGAAGUUACAACAAAGGCUGUAGUGGUGGAUUAAUGGAAACGGCAUAUGAAUACCUCAUAGCCAAUGGUGGACUCGUCGCCCUGGACGACUACCCAUACACAGCCACAGAUGGUACCGGCUGCGACCAAGAAAAAUCCCAAAAUAAAAUCGUUACGAUUACAGGAUACGAAAAGGUAGCCCCGAACGAGGCGAGCCUAGAAGUCGCUGCUGCUCAACAACCAGUAUCAGUUGGAAUUGACGCUGAUGGGUUUAUCUUUCAGUUCUACUCUUCUGGUGUUUUCACAGGUUACUGCGGAUCAAGUCUCAACCAUGCAGUGACUGUUGUUGGAUAUGGAGAGGAAGCGGGCGAAAAGUAUUGGAUCGUAAAGAAUACAUGGGGAACUGGUUGGGGUGAAGAAGGCUACAUACGGAUGGAACGAGGUUAUCGUAAAGAGACGGGUAAAUGUGGUAUUACUAUGCUUGCAAGCUAUCCCCUGCAGUGAGUCCUCAAGAGCCUUUUCUAUUUCGUUAACAAAGAAUUAAUAUGAAAAAUUUCUGUGACAAUCUGCAAUAGCGCAGCUAAAAUAAUUACAUAGUGAAAUAAUGUACUAGAGAUAAUUGAGAACCAGGGUGCUGUUUACAGGAUUCCAAAGAUAAGAUGCGAUUAUAAUAGAAACAUGUAUUUAGUCUGGAUGUAAUACCUGGCCAUUAAAUCACAAGAGAUUCCCUUGAACCA
Brassica napus (rape) is the source of this 1294-nucleotide messenger RNA. Its product is annotated as ervatamin-B-like. NCBI's taxonomy places the organism in Eukaryota, Viridiplantae, Streptophyta, Magnoliopsida, Brassicales, Brassicaceae. The transcript is spliced from 2 exons. Gene Ontology annotation, cellular component: lysosome. The record is from RefSeq and is a predicted model, not a curated record. The coding region runs from base 27 to 1061 and encodes 344 amino acids. Gene Ontology annotation, molecular function: cysteine-type endopeptidase activity.